Molecule: messenger RNA, 815 nt
Organism: Arabidopsis lyrata subsp. lyrata
Lineage: Eukaryota; Viridiplantae; Streptophyta; Magnoliopsida; Brassicales; Brassicaceae
Exons: 1
Coding region: 24-800 (258 amino acids)
Source: RefSeq, a predicted model, not a curated record
UGACUUUUUUUGCUUCCAUCACGAUGGCAGAGCUCAAGCACGGAUCCCAUGAAUGUUUGUUGAUCUCGCCGGAGAUAGUUGUAGACGGCAUCUGCAACAUGUGCUACAAAGAUGAACCUGUGGAGUUUGCCUGCAACCCUUGUAACUUCGAUCUAUGUAAGGCUUGCUCAAAGAUACCACAAAAGGUGUCGCAUGAUUUUCACCCUGAGCACCCUCUAGAGUUUUGUGUAAGCAAAGAUGAUGGGAAAUCUUUAGACAUGCUCUGCUCUGGGUGUGGGAAUUUGUUUACUGAGCCCUUCUAUUACAAGUGUAAAAAAUGUGAAAUUUACUUGGAGCUGGGCUGUGGGGUUUUGAAGAACAUCGCUAAUGGUUGGAACGCUGAAGAAAUGCUCCAAUAUAGCCACGCCCACUUGAUUAGGAGAUGUAGACCAGGACGAAAUGUCAAAGGAUUUUGCCUUCUCUGUGAGCUUCCUCUUUCUCCCUCUGCAAUAUGUUACGGUUGCUUUCAAUGUUACUCAUUUGUUCACGAGCGCUGCCUUGAUUUCCUGAGAAAGAUUCAGCAUCAUGUGCAUCUGGCACACCCUCUCAUACGCCUUGAUUUCACACAUACUUGUGGUAGUGGAAAAUUGUGUGAUGCCUGCGGGCUUUAUAUCGAUGGUGCCCCUUUUGGUUGCCUUGAAUGCGGUUUUGAUCUUCACAUGAGGUGUGCAGAUUAUUUGUUGCGAGGUUUGAUACAUAAGUCUCAUCACCACAUAUUGUUUUAUGUAAAUACUGGUGCUCAAGACGUUUUUGGAGAGUAAACCCCAUGUCAAAUA